This is a messenger RNA of Andrographis paniculata, 3133 nucleotides long. RefSeq lists its product as uncharacterized. Gene Ontology annotation, cellular component: nucleus. Bases 23 to 2764 code for a protein of 913 amino acids. The record is from RefSeq and is a predicted model, not a curated record. Lineage: Eukaryota; Viridiplantae; Streptophyta; Magnoliopsida; Lamiales; Acanthaceae. Gene Ontology annotation, biological process: rRNA processing. The transcript is spliced from 13 exons.
AGCUAAGAACCCUAUUAGAACAAUGUCUGUUCGGGGCGGGCUCUUAAGGCAAACCGAAUUGAAACCAUUAAACCCUAAACCCCUCUUUCACCUUAAUCGAAGAGACGAGAAGAGAAGCCACGCCACCGCUGCAAUGGCGUCGGACGACUUACACGACGUCGCUCGCAAGCCGAGGCUGCUCCGAUCGCUUCUCCGAGACUACAUUCCUGAUGCCAAGCACCCGUUUAGUAACCCUUUGGAUAUGUCGUUUGUUGUUUCUGUUAUCAAGACGCAUAGUUUGCUGUCAGAAUCGGCUCCGCAGCCCACGGACGAUAAUGUGAUGAAUUCCUGGAAAUUAGCUGUUGAUUCGUGGAUGAAUAGAUUGCUUACUCUCGCAUCAAGUAAUUUGCAAGAGAAGUGCUGGGCUGGGAUAUGUCUGCUUGGAAUAACCUGUCUGGAAUGCAGUUCGGAGAGAUUCGUGUCUUCAUACGAUGUUUGGUUGAAUAAACUUCUAUCACAAAUUCAGCUUCCAGAAAUAUCUCCUUUUGUGAAGGUUGCCUCGUGUGCCACAAUAUCGGAUUUGUUGACCAGGUUGAGUGGUUUUGCAAAUGCGAAAAAGGAUGCAACUUCCCAUGCCUCCAGAGUUGUUCCUCUAGUAGUGAAGUUGCUAAAUGAGGAUAAAUCUUCUAUUGUAUUGGAGGAAGCUGUCUGUCUGAUAUGUACCCUGAUAAAUCUCUUUCCAAUAUCUGUCCAGCGGCAUUAUGAUAGUGUUGAAGUUGCUAUUGCCUCAAGACUUUUGUUGGACCAAGGCUGUGGCAGCAUGUUUAAGAAGCUUGGUUACAGCUUGUCCUUACUUCCGAAAUCAAGAGGAGAUGCCGAUAGUUGGUCCUUAUUGAUGGAUAAGAUAUUGCUAUGCAUGAACAAUUUGUUGACUGCCAUUUUAAAUGGCCUAGAAGAAGAGGCUAGGAGUUCUAAAACUACAAGAGCAUUGUUUCCUUCCGGAAAAGAACCCCCAGCACCACUUGGAGGCCCAGCAGUGUUUGAACAAAUCUCAGAUCUUUCAGCAAGGAGGCCCGAGCGGCUGUUGGGGUCUAGAAUUUCUGUUCUUAUGCAAUGCUGUUGCAACUUGCUCACAAAUACUUACCCUGUUAUGGUUUCUGUUCCUAUUCAUGCUAUAAUAUACCUUGCUGAGAGAGCUCUGCUAAUUGACUGUUCCUUGCUUCCAUCCUCAUAUGAGUUCUUGACCACAAUGGAUCAUGAUUUCAUUUGUUCAGAAAUUCCACUUCUUCAAUUGCAUAGUCUGGAAAUUCUUGCAUCUGUUAUCGAGGGGUUGGGCAGCCAAACAUUACCACAUGUUGCAAGCAUUAUGCAACUGCUGAGUGAAUACUUGAGGAGAAGCAAAGUUCCGGAUUUGAGGAGAAAAUCAUAUUUGAUUGUGAAAGUCUUGCUGAUGUCAAUGGGCAUUGGGAUCACGAUGCAUGUGAGCCAGGCCAUCGUCAACAAUGUGUUUAUUGAUUUAGAUGUCCAUGGAGGUGAGAAGGAUUGCAAAAGUGCAAGUAGCUACUCAAAGGUCCAUACAGGUUCUCAUCAGAAGAAACGGAAGCAUUCUAACACCGAAAAAUCUAUUCAAGAACAACCUGCUAUUGAUACCUUGGAAGUUGAAACAGCACGUAAACUUACACCAAUAUCUGUGAGGAUAGCUGCUUUGGAGGCAUUAGACGCACUUCUGACAGUGGGUGGUUCUUUAAGAGCUGAAAACUGGCGAGGAAAUGUUGAUCGGCUACUCAUUAGUGUGGCUACAAAUGCUUGUAAAAGGGAAUGUUCCAUGGAAGAAAGAUUUCUUCUUUCAAGCGAUCCUUCGUUUACGUGGGAAGAUUUUCAAUUAGCUGCCUUGCGAACGCUUUUGGCAUCUAUUCUCUGCCCCAACCGUGUACGUCCACCGCAUCUAGGCCCAAGCCUAGAGCUUUUCCAAAGAGGUGCGCAGGCUACAGGCACUAAACUUGCUGAAUACUGUAGGCACGCGCUUCUUGCCUUGGAAGCUCUCAUACACCCGAGGGCUCUUCCGUUAGAUCUGGAUUCUAGUUCAGAUGGUUAUAAAUUUCAAAGUCACAAGUUGCCUGACAGGCAAGUUUCGACAUACAAAUUUGGAGAACUGGGAAAAGGCAAUGGUGAGCCGGAAUCAGAAGAAGACAACCUAAAUGAAACUUGGCUUGGAAAUGACGAUGAUAUGGAAGAUCAAGAGACAGAGACCCAGCAGACUGCAGACGAUACUGAAAGGCUUACUGCUACUGCAAGAGCUCCCGAACUCCCGAGUGUUAAUGUUGCUUCUGCCAUUCCCAUGACCGAAAAGAACCGGCUUACGACGUCAGCAAAUGUUCUUAACAGCAAAUUUACCGAUGCAACCAAGGAUCAUAUGCUCGAAUCGCAGGUUAGAAAUACAAGACAGCGAAUAGCGGAAGAUAUUGCACCAAUUGUGUCGGAACGAGGAAAUAUCGAAACUGCAUCAGUCGAGAACAAAGGAUUUCGAGAGAUGAAUUCUACACCUUUUGUGUCAGAUCUAGGAAAUAUCAAAUCUACAUCAGUUGAGAACAAAGAAUUUCGAGAGAUGAAUGCUACACCAGAACGGGAAGCAUCAGAACCCAACGACGACAAAUUGAACACUAUAGUCGAAAGAAUUUCUGCAACGCUCGUGCAGACAAGCACGGUGUUGGGAGUCAAACCAGAUGAUGACUCGGAUAUUGAAUCAAUCCCUGAUAUCGUGGAUGAAGAUCCGGAUUCUGAUUAACACGAAACCGAUCUCCAAGUAACUCUUUCAUCUUCGCUAGCUGACUUGGCUCGUUAGCUUUUGUUGUUAUGAUCCUCAGGAUUCAAGUGCUAUCUAUGCUGUCCUAAAGGUAUACUGUUGUCGAGCCAUACCCACAAAUUCUGCCCGGGCUCAGACCGCCAGGUUCGAUCCAAUUUUUGUUUACUUAUAAGUUUUUAGGUGAGAUAGUCACAGCGGUGCUUUUCUUGAUUUUGAAAAAUGCUACUCGACAAAUUAUGCUGAGGAUGGAUUAUACCACAUGUUUGUAUAUGUUUCGUGGAAGUUUUUUUGAGAAUGUAACAGGUUUUAAUCGAAAAUACGAUUUUGAAUAUACUAUGUAUUGUUUUAAAA